Molecule: messenger RNA, 888 nt
Organism: Saprolegnia diclina VS20
Lineage: Eukaryota; Oomycota; Saprolegniomycetes; Saprolegniales; Saprolegniaceae
Exons: 4
Coding region: 1-888 (295 amino acids)
Source: RefSeq, a predicted model, not a curated record
AUGAAGACGUGCUCCAAGCAGCGGCCGCUCGCGCACGAGGCGACCAUCUACCCGAGCCGCCUCCAGCCCGGCGCCUCGCUCGACUUGGACUGCGGCGGCCUCUUUCUGCAGACGGGCGACAUUGACCGGCAAGCGUUCGCGGCGCCGAUCCACUUUGCCGUCGCGCGUGGCCAUGACGAGGUCGUGCUGCGGGCACUGGCCUGUCGCCCGCAGCAGCUCUCAGUCGAGCUCAUUGCGUGCACCUUAGCCCACGGUCACACCGACGUGGCUAAGAUCUGGCUUGCGAAGAAGGACCGCUUGGAUCCGACCUACCGGUACGUAUCCCGGUCGCGGACGACCUCGGUCGAGGCGCGUGUGGUGGCGCGGGAUGCCCCCGAGCUCCUUGUGCUGCUAAAGGUCUUUGCGCCCAAGGUCAACAGGGUCAACGCACUCGCGAGCGCGAUCCAAGCCCGCGCGGCGAGCGCCGCCAUCACACCAUGGGUCGGCGGCGGUGAAAGCCACGACCAUGGACGCUGUGCGCAGGGCCUUCUCGCACUGGCCAUGCAGAUGCAUCAUGACGGCCAGCGCUGCACCUCCAACGCGAUGAGCGGCGCAGCCAUCAACACAGACACCUCAGUCGCUUCCUCAUUGAGCACCGCUGCGCAAGGGCAACGCGACGUACUAGCCUAUCUGAUGACCCAUCUGGACGACGCUGCAGAUUCUUUGUGCCCGGCGCGCGUCUCGCUGCCGACCCUUGCCUCGGCACUCGACGGUGGCCAUGUCGACUUUGUCGCGACCCUCUUGCGGACCGUGUGGUCCCACGGGUCGGUCGCGCUCGUCCAGCUGCUCGACGACUAUAUCACAAGCCUUUCGCUACCGCCGCCGCGCCGCGCCCACGAACCGACCUAG